Molecule: messenger RNA, 882 nt
Organism: Pararge aegeria (speckled wood butterfly)
Lineage: Eukaryota; Metazoa; Arthropoda; Insecta; Lepidoptera; Nymphalidae
Product: keratin-associated protein 5-8-like
Exons: 4
Coding region: 181-816 (211 amino acids)
Source: RefSeq, a predicted model, not a curated record
ACCUAGACAGUAUGUGAACACCCCGAAUAUAUGUUGUUAAUUUUAUAAUUUUGCUUUGGUCACAUACAUAUCUGAUUUACACAAAAUGACUCGGUCCAACUAUUGCGAUGGAUAAAAGAUCAACAAUAAAAUGACCAAUCUGCAAUAAUUUUACAAAAUUCCAAAAUCAAAUUUCCAAAAAUGGCAUGUUGCUGUAAGCCGGGGCGCGCAAACAAAUCAUCAACCAGUUGCUUGGGCAGAUGUGGUCUUCCAAAACAUCGAUGUUUAAUAAGAGACGAUGUUAAACCUGGACCGGUACCAAAGCAUAUGGGAUGGUUCUAUACAGCUAAAGAUUCGCCUGAACAUCAGCUACGAUGUGGAUGGCGUCCGGGCCACAUUGCCUGCCCCGUUCUCAGAAAAAUCGAACAGCACAACUGUAUGAAGACAAGCGACUGUACCCCAUGUACGUCAACAUGCACCAAACCCUCAUGCUCAAAGCCAUGUUGUGCACCCCCCAAAUGUAUUGCGGUCUGUCCAUCGUCAACAUCUUGUUGCAAACAACCCCCUUGCUCCCAACCUCUUAUUAGGAUCAUCAGACACGGAGGUCAAUACAAGAUAUGCACUAAACCUUCCAAUAUAUCCAAUGCACCCUCUGGUCCUUAUCCAUUGAAAUACGUGUUAAACGCAGACGACGAUCCUAGCUCAGAAGGUAAAUACAGUGUGGAAGCAAAGUACAAUGAUUACCAUUUCGACUACACAAGCUCUCAAUCGUCUUUUGUUCUGGAUUUUUCACCGCCGGAGCAGAGAUGCUUCAAACCUUGCCCGAAGAAAGUGUGAAAUGUAUGAUGUGUGAGAAAACCAACUUCCAUCUAUAUAAUAAAACUACUUUAUGGCUCACCAAUA